AUGGCCGCGACCGACGGUCAGAUCGUCGUCGCGGCGGCACGCUGGGCCGAGGAGGCGACGUAUCUGCGUGAGUUCGUUUCCAAGUACCGUCUACCAGCCGUGAUCAAGAUCACGAAGGGCCAGUAUGGCGGGCUGGGCGUGCCGACGCUACCGGCACCCAGCUUGCAGAGCACCGCGCUGCUGAUAUCGGCCGGCCGUCGGCGUAAAAUCGUGGCGCAGGCGGUGAAGAUCAAGGAGGGCCGCCGGGUGGUCGGUGUGGGGCCCAGACUGGCGAUACCGGACUCGUACGCGGGCUACUUCGAGAUCCUGAGCGAGGAAGGCCGAGCGGUGCGCGGCAUCGAAUCGGUGAGCGAGUUAUCGCGAAGAUGUCCGGAGGAAGGUGCUCUAGUGCGCGAGACCGUGCGCGGUAUCGCCUGUCGGGUGGACGACGAGUCAGGUAUCGUAGUACCGGAGGGUACGAGGACCCUCGCGGCUGGCGAGACGAUCGUUACCGCCGGUGAAGUGGCGUUACCCGGUCGCGGCCGGUUUCUACGCUGCGUAGAUUGUCACGGCGACAGCGUUUUGCUCGGAAUGGAUCAACGUGGACGUUUCAGCGCUCUGGCUCGCGAGGAUAACAUCAGCGGUGUGCACACCGCUAAGGCACUUCUCAGCAAACGUCUGCCACUCACCGUGAGACUGGUACACGGUCAACCGCCGCGAGGACUCAAGUCGUCGUCACAAUUUGUGCCCGAGUUGAGGCUGCUGUCGACUUUCGAGGAGGAGCACGUGUUCGCGUUGCCGCUACAGAGGGAAGGUGCGGCGGUUGCGCUGCCGCUCGCGGCGCCGCUCAAGCUGGUGAAGGCGCGAAACGAGGAGGCACUCAGGUCGAUGCAGGAGUUCACGAGGUUGGUGGAGCGCGCAUCUCGUCUUGUUGCCGACGUGGCUGAUCGAGCGCACGUGUUGGACGGUCGUCUGGGCGAGAGCAAGCCCUCCAGGCAAACGAGGAGUGGCUCAGGCUUCCUCAGAAGACCAUCGACAAACUCGGAUCACACACCGUUGAGCCACCAUAGGAACAGCAGUGCUAGCCACCACCAUCAUCAUCAUCACUAUCACAGCAACGGGCAUCAACCGUCCUCCGGACACUCUGGGUAUCGGGAUGAGAACAGGGUACCGCCAUCAUCAGCUUGUACGGAAGAGUACGACGAAAUCGAUCAAAUAUACGACUACGUGCGCGGCUUUGCGCCGUUGCCGAAGAGCGUCAGGUCGCCCUACGAGAGUCCUCUCGCUACGGGCCAGGGGGGUUCGACUCCACCACUGACGCCGGUAACGGUGACGAUCACACCCUUACUGGAUGAUCGACCGGAACCACCACCGAUUGAGACGAUACCGACGAAGAAGAUCCAGGCGGAGAAGCGGACUAGACGUGCGGUCAAGGAAGCGCCGCAGCCGCGGGUGGAGAAGCCGCCGCUGGCGAAGCUCUACGUGAAGAACAGCGGCACUCAACGCGGACGACCGUUAAUGAGGCAGAAGAGCGCAUCGCCCUUGAAGGAAACGCCGCCGGGUUACAAGGGUGGUUCGCCACUUUUCAACAUACGUUACAAGAGUCUGACGAAUCUCCAACAGGCCAUGGAGCUCGACGGCACGCUGGAUUCCAGUCAUUCGGGCGGAAGGACGUCGGGAGAUUCCGGAGCGGGUGCCAAGCUGCCAGAGAAAAGAUCGAGACGUUUAAGCAGGCCACGAUCGCUGACGAAUUUAGUCUGGGAGCUACGAGGUGGAAGCGGCCUCGGCUGCACGAGACCUGAGACUCCGCCACCCGCUACGACUGCACCGCUGCUACCGACUAAAUGUGGGCCUCGUCUGGCUGUCACUGUCGUGGCACCGCGACGUGUCGGCACGCUCUACCUCUAA
This is a messenger RNA of Cyphomyrmex costatus, 1887 nucleotides long. RefSeq names its product CABIT domain-containing protein serrano (gene sano). The transcript is spliced from 2 exons. Lineage: Eukaryota; Metazoa; Arthropoda; Insecta; Hymenoptera; Formicidae. The record is from RefSeq and is a predicted model, not a curated record. The coding region runs from base 1 to 1887 and encodes 628 amino acids.